Molecule: messenger RNA, 3825 nt
Organism: Venustampulla echinocandica
Lineage: Eukaryota; Fungi; Ascomycota; Leotiomycetes; Helotiales; Pleuroascaceae
Exons: 4
Coding region: 1-3825 (1274 amino acids)
Biological process (GO): regulation of DNA-templated transcription
Source: RefSeq, a predicted model, not a curated record
AUGGAUCCCCUAUCGGCGGUAGGCGCUGUAGCGAGCGUUGUCCAGCUGGCUGGCGCAGCCUUAUCUCUCUCCCAGACGCUCUACUCUCUCGGGACAGCAGUUGCGUCUGCAGGUGAAGAUGUUCAAGCACUUGCCGAUGAUUUGAAAACAUUUUCACAGUCCCUUACCUUACUUUCACGGUUGCUCGAGGAUAGCAAAUGCUGGUACUCGGACGAUAUAUAUCUGUUGACGGCGAAGAUCAUAAAAGAUUGCUCAGAGCUAUAUGUCAAAAUCGACAAAGUCCUCGUGAAAUUGGGUGGCCAUGGAAAAAGUACCUGGAAAUUACGAGUAAAAUUCGUUUACAAGGAGGGCCAAAUUCGAAAGCUGUUGUCGAGGCUGAGGGAUAUGAAAGGGACGUUGGCGACCAUUUUGAUGAGUUUGCAAGUCGAUUUACAGCUCUCGUUAUUGAACAUUUCCAGCUCAAGCAAGAUCCAGAGAGUUCAUGAGCAGCCAUUACUGCCCGAGACAAUCGAGACUCUCAAAGAUGCCCAAAAAGCCGUCGAAUCGAAUGUGAUUGUAUCAAGAUAUGCGAUCCCUGAAAAACUCAGUCAUUAUUCCGAAAAGGGUUCUCAGGUGUUUACAACUCAAUACGAUGUAGCCACCACCCAUGUUUCAGCCCAAUCAAACUUUAUUGUUCUUCCAUCAAUAUCAGCAUAUAUUACGAAACGUAACCGGACUGAACCUACCAAGGAAGUUUCCAGUUGGGCUCCUAAUUCUACCACAAAUGCCGCCAGCCAACCAGCAGCUAGCCAAUCCAUAUCUCAGAUUAGCAGCUUAGGAAUGAAACCCCCGAUGGCCAAGGGACAGUGUGCUUUACCUACCACCGUCUCAAAGCGCACUUCAUAUAGGAGCUUAAAGUCUUCGUCAUCCGUGGAGAGUUUCCAGAGCGCCCUGUCGUCUCAGGGGACAAGUACGGAUAUAAUCGACGAUGUCGUCGCCGUCCAAGGGGUACUGCAUUCCUUUAGGACCGCCCUAGAGACGCUCAACAGUUUUACACAGAAACGCAUCCCGAAAAAAGAUAAUGGCUUGUAUCCCGUCGUGAAAGAUAUCGAACGCUCAUUAGUGGAUGGUGAGAAAGGAGUUAGCGAUACUCACAAAUCCCAUUAUAAAAAACAUGGGCUGCUCUAUAUCCAGUCUUUCAAAGACACUGAUGAAUAUACGCUCCAGAACGUCAGCACAGUCCUUCUUGAGGAAGUAGUCCUUGUUUUACACAAGCAUUCGGCUGAGCACGUGGUACUUCAAAAGUCUGAAUUUGUUACCCUUUAUCACAGAUCAGAGAUAUGUCGGGUUCGAGCCAUUUCACAGCUCAACCAAAUAUCAUCCUCCCUUGGGGGCUUCCGGAAUUCUGGCCUUAUCAACUGCGUAUCCAGCAAGACAAGUUCUCAGCAAAGCCAAUACGAAUUACCGCCGAUGGUACGGAAUUCCCAACCUGGACUCCGUUCUCGUCCAAAAGGUAAAGGAUAUGAAAAACCUAAAGCUCUCGCGAGUCCCCCAUUAUUUUGGGGCAUACACAAUGACCCUCUUGGGACAGAUCAACCCCGGGCACAAAAAGAACCUAGUGCUUUAAUAUCGCCGUGGGCGUCUCAAAGGAUUCCAUACCCUUCUACAAGCAGCGAAGUAACCACAUCCACCGACUCUAUAUAUGAAUUUGCGACUCCUAGGCCUUUGACCCCCGUUACUACUGUUAGCGCAGUGAGCUGUAGCCAAGAUACGCAAAUUAAUUUUGACCGCCCAAGUUCCAGGUUUGACAGGAUGGGUGUAUCAACAGACUUCGAUUUUGAUGAGUUCUCACAACACGCCCGAGAUUCGAGUGCCUCUCCCAUCCUAGCUUGCCCUAUUAAUUCAGGUCAUGGCAAUUUAUUUGGGGGGUCGAUGGCCCACAAUGCAAAUCCACCUGACCCGAUACCAUUUGAUUUUGACAGCUUCCUCCCCGGAGAUUCGGGUACCUCACUCACCCAACCCCCCUCUAUUGGCUCAGGUCCUAGCAAUUUGUUUGGAGGCGUGAUAGCCCAGGAUACAAAUAUAUACAACCAGAUACCAUUUGGAGCACCGCUCCAACGCAUCCUCGACCACAAAGUUACUAGCGAUGAAGCUGCCAAUGUAGCUAAGGCGACGCGCUACACUUCAGAUACGUACCGAUACAGCCCUUGGAGCCCGCGGUAUAGCCCUUCGAGCAGCAACCCUCACCCUUUCCUAGAGCCGCGUGCGUCUGAUAUGCAGGCAUCUGGAAGGUUAUGGCCUACAGGAUACACUCCCAAACGGGUUGAAAAUUGCGUCCCUGGAGUUCCUCCUCAACAGAUAACUGCUCCAAGGGUAGUCAAGUCCAGCAUAUCUUCUGAAUAUCAAGAACGGCUGAGCUCAUCAUCUAAACGCAAAACACCGACACCCGAGGAUAUGAAUUAUGGCUUUCAGGCAUCCAGAAUUGUUGAGGUUGAUGACGUUGUACAGCCUUCCGCCGGAUGCUGGAAAUCGAAGGAUGAGCAACUACCAAGCAAGAACCUCAGUAGAAGGCUAGAAAUCGAAGCCAAGAGGAGGAAACUGAAGCAACUUAAGGAUCAGCGAACUCAACGCCAGAAUUCUAGUCAGCCUCUCGAACGAGACAGCUUAACAUCUCUCCGCGGAGAUGUUCUUACAGAGAAGCGGAACCCCCCAAAACCAACUGAACCAAACAGUUAUUCACGUGCAAAAUAUAAUACUAGAAAACGCAAAGGGAAUGGAGAUUCGCAGACGGUAUCUAACUCUCGAUCGUCUACGCAUUCCUUACCACAUGCCGCCGGCAUGGGAUUAGAAAGUAGCGUGGAAGAGGAGGAAGAGGUGGAAGAGGCGGAAGAGGAGGAAGAGGUGGAAGAGGAGGAAGAGGAGGAAGAGGACGCUGUUGACCUUUUUUUCUCUUACCCGAAUCAACCUGAUGUUGACGAACCGUUACCUCCUAAGGAGGAUGUGGAGAUGGUAAUAUGUUCUGUGGAUACUGUUGGUCCCGACGAUUCCAGCGAUCUUUCGCCAUCCCAGCGUCAAGGAUUGUGGUGGCAAGGCUACUUGGUACUCAGUUCAGACCACCCGUCUCUAUUUUUGAUGCUGGAAGAGUUGCUUUCCCGCGAAUUCGGAUCCAUGAACCUGAAGCACCAUUCUGAUCGGGCCAUUUGUACAAACAUCUCAACCCUUGUCAAACGUGCCUGUUCAGCAAAUCUGGAAUAUCACACGGCACUUGCUGCUUUGAUAGAAAGCCGCGCAAAUAUAAUACGCAUAAUUACGACGAUCGACGAUAGUCUCGGGUUGGAGAUUGCAACCCUUGGAUGGACGUUCUUAUCUUUACUUCUCACUAUAUUCGACCCACUACUUACCGCCAAUCCCCCAACAUCGCUCUCCGCCGACUCGGUUUCAUCACUAACCACUGCUUUCCAACAGCUCCAAGAAAUAGGGGGUAUAGUUGCACGUUAUGCUGUAAUGGAGAAUCUUUAUAACCAAAAAGGUGCCUCACUUACACUGCGACCGGAAUACCAGGCUUCGUUACUAGACCUCUGUGUCACCAUACUUCAGUAUUUCUCGCACGCGUUUGUGUUCGCUAAGGUGUUUGGUGAUACGGCGGGGGAAUCACAACCGUUGGUACAAGCUAGCGUGAGGAGACGCGAUGAACUGGUGGAGGAAAUCAAGGAAAAAGAUAAGGCGUGCCAGGGGUUCCGGGUAUUGGUCGAGGCAGGCGAAUACAGUGACAGUGACAGUGAAGAGCUAGACGAUGAUGUUAGUGAUGAGAGUGGGAAUGUGGCUAGCAGCGGUUUGAAGGUUUGA